This is a messenger RNA of Capronia coronata CBS 617.96, 2796 nucleotides long. RefSeq lists its product as uncharacterized. Bases 1 to 2796 code for a protein of 931 amino acids. Gene Ontology annotation, biological process: regulation of DNA-templated transcription. Gene Ontology annotation, molecular function: DNA binding. Lineage: Eukaryota; Fungi; Ascomycota; Eurotiomycetes; Chaetothyriales; Herpotrichiellaceae. The transcript is spliced from 4 exons. The record is from RefSeq and is a predicted model, not a curated record.
AUGACACCGCCGCUACAGACGAUCAUAGAAGAUGAGGAGGAGUUCCUUAAGGACGUCGCUGCCUUUCACAAGAAGCGAGGGACCUCAUUCGACCGUGAGGGCAAAGUCAGCGGACGUCCCAUCUCCUUGCACAAAUUGUACAAACUGGUCAUGGCAAGAGGCGGCUAUGAUGCACUGUCGGCUGAACGCAUGGCCUGGAGGACAAUAAUUAGGGAAUUUGGCAUAGGCAAAGCGCACGAGGCGGUGAUGACAUUUCAACUGAAAACCGUUUAUUACAAGAACCUUGCUGCCUACGAAAUUGCCACGUACUGGGGCGAAGUACCACCACCGAAAGAAAUCCUUGAAGACCUCAGCGCAAAGGGGGGUUAUCUCCGGACACGAACCCUCGAAAACUACCCUAUUCCCAACUCUCACGCAGUUGAAUCCACGAUGACCGACAGACCGGAGUCGCCAGUAGAGGAGGAGGCCCACACAACGCCUAAGCGCACAAAGACUGAAACCGAAGAACCAGAAAGCGCAGGCCGAUAUCCAGCACGUCAACUUAGACAAGAUCCCAAACGAACUCAGAUGUUCCAGCCCGACACUCAACCGACACGCCCACGAUCAGUUCGUGCCACAGAUUCUCCAGCAGCUCCAAUAGUUGCCCAGCAGACAUACACCAGCAAUUCCACCGACCCUCGCCACUCAGCCUUCGAUUGGUUUGAGAAAUACGAACCUCGCCCAUCCGUCGCUUUAACCCUUCGUCCAAUCCAGACACCGGGCAAUGAUCCCAGCUACCAUGUCCGCAAGGCGCAAGCCCAAGCUGUGGCCAAGCCUCGAGCUGCACCAGAACCUCAGCAAUACCUGAAGUCGGUCAUACCAAUUGCCAUCCAGAAAGGUGCCGAGAUCUACGAUCGGUGUCUUCAUGCUUUGCGAACCGGCGACCCGGAACUGCAGCGAUGGGCCCUGUUUCACAUGGUAAAGAUGUCGAAUGAACGCGGUUUAAAGUGGAAGUUCGAAGAAUACCCAUACACCGCCGAAGGCUUGAUCGAGAAGGCUUUGGAAAUCAGCAAGCUCGUCUGUGGUGUCAAAUGGGUGGUUACCUACAACAAAGACGAUGGAAGAUUUCCUCUGGCUACCCUCAAUGGAGCUUUCGGAACUUCAGAUCUGACUGCGCGCAUCAGCGAGGUGAUGACACCGGCCGGGGACAACGGGGGCAACGAUCUGGACGACGUCGAAAAGGCUGACCAACUUGAGAGAUUGAACGAGGCCAUAUUGGUACUUCGCAAUAUGGUUAUGCUCGAGGACAAUGCCGUCUUUCUGUCUCAACUGGCCUUAUUCAAGGAAUUUCUCGCCGUCGCGUUGUCUGUCCCAGAUCGGCCCCAGCUCACCGAGUUCCGGGUCUCAACACUCGAGCUCGCUGAACAUGUCACCAAAUAUUGGCCAUUGGUUCCAGAAAAUCCAGUGUACCGUGCUCUUCUCCCUCUUCUCGACUCAGAAGACCGGGCAAUAUUUCUCACAGCAAUCCGUUCGCUGAAUCGAUUCGGAAUGGCGACGGCUGAACCUCACCAAAUGACACAGGUACCUUUGGCCACAAUCAAGAGAUUGCUGGCACUGACCCUCUCGGUUUUGGACAACGAAAUUCUCGAACAGACCCUAACCUUUCUUUACGAACUGACUGCGGUGCCGGAGAACACUGCCAUGGUAUUGUCGGAUGACAUCCAGACCAUCAAGCACUUCAUAUCGCGUUUGCUCAACCUUUGUCGAGCUUAUUAUGCGCAAGCUCACGAAGCGCCCGCUCUUGUCGCGUCGGUCCCGGCCUCUCCGAAGACGAACACCCGUGACAUUCCAAUCCCAAACAUUCCACAAGAGCUGCACGCUCAUCUGUUGCAAUUCAUCGAGCCUGAUCGUUCUUCGAGAUGGCUGCGCUGCUGCUUCGAAGAAGCUCCCGGGGAUGACAUCACCCAAGUCGCCAUUUGGCACGCGUAUUCGUCGAAAUUCAGUCUGAACAAUCCUGUGCACGCCGCCGAUUUCAUUAAGAAUGUUUCGAACACCUUUUCAAGCGCACAGGCUCAGGUCAUCAACGGUCCUUCACCCCGCUUCAUCAUCAAAGGAAUCAGACCUCGCCGUGUGCUGCUAGACCUACAUGGCCGGCCGCUGUUCCAAUGUCAGUGGGUCGUGCAAUCGGCCGGACAGACGGGUCAGACCGGUCGAAGCCCUGGGCAACAUGUAUGCGGCACGUGGCAGUCGACUCGGGAGAGAUUGUGGAUUCACAUCAUGUCAGAUCAUCUCAGACUGCCGAAAAAUCCCAAGGGUGGCUUCUUCUGUCCGCCCACACCGUCGUCUAACUUCAAGUGUCGUUGGACGCGAUGCAGCAGACGCAGUCCGGUGCCGACGCUCCGUGAGUUUUGCUCGCACAUCUUGACACAUAUCCCCUCGACACCGGAAGCCAUGGCCAAGCUGAUCAACGCGCUGGCAGCUGACCCCCAACAGCCGGACCAAGCCAUGAGCGUACAUACCAUGUACCAGACGGACGUUGACGAGCAUGGCUAUCCCACAGGUGUUGCGUGGUUGUGUGUUUUGAUCAUGCGAAACUUGGCACGCUUUGCAAAUCGCCACGGGGCUCCAUUCGAGAAGGACGGCGUGCGACUGAACCAGAAGCUCUUCCGCGCUUUCAGACGGCCCUUGUUCCGCAUGGCGUCCGAGGUGCGGACCUUGCGAGACCAUCUCGUCGACCUCCUACACAUGAUCGAUCAGGCGGACCCGAAGGAUCAGCGCGGAACCAAGCGGGACCGUGAAGACGACGAUGCUGCUUGA